This is a messenger RNA of Sarcophilus harrisii (Tasmanian devil), 2729 nucleotides long. RefSeq names its product BAG cochaperone 4 (gene BAG4). Gene Ontology annotation, biological process: protein stabilization. NCBI's taxonomy places the organism in Eukaryota, Metazoa, Chordata, Mammalia, Dasyuromorphia, Dasyuridae. Gene Ontology annotation, cellular component: nucleus; cytosol; cytoplasm. Gene Ontology annotation, molecular function: adenyl-nucleotide exchange factor activity; protein-folding chaperone binding. The record is from RefSeq and is a predicted model, not a curated record. The transcript has 5 exons. Bases 93 to 1697 code for a protein of 534 amino acids.
CCGUUUCUUCGCUCCCCCAUCUCAUUUCACGAAGGUUGGCCCAAACUAGCAUAGAUUCACAAACCCUCGCCUCUUCCGUCUCAUUGGUCGGCAUGUGGACCAUGAGCUCUACUCCCGCGGGGGAGGAGCCGGGGAGGCGAUUGGCUGUUCUCGCUCCGCCCCCUUUUCCCAGGCUAGUUCCUCGCCUUCUGCGGGCGCCUGCGCAGUGGGCUUGGAGUGGGGGGAGCGGGAAGUGCGGCGGCUUAGCGGAGCCAAUGUCUACCCUGAGGAGAUCAGGCUAUGGCCCCAGCGAUGGCCCGGGCUACAGCCGCUAUUACGGAGCUGGGCCCGGACCCGGACCCGGACCCAACAUCGGAGACGUGCCAGCGUCCGGGCCUCCCGCCUCCUCGCGGCCCGAGCCGCCUCCCCCUCCGCCUCCUGGGCCCUGGAGGAUGCGCGGAGGCGGCCCGGCGGAGGCUGUGUGGCCCGGAGAAGGCAGCGGCGCUUGCGGUGCCUGCGGAGGUGGCGGGGGCUACUACGCCGGCGGAGCCGCUUGGGCAGACCCGUGCCGGGCCGGAGGCCAUCAGGAGUCGCAUUAUCCUAGCUAUGGAUCCAGUUACUGGAAUUCUGCUGCCCCAACCAGGACUCCAUAUCCUAGCACAUAUCCUGGAAGACAGGAUUUGCAAGGCCAGGGAAUGGAUUCAUACACAAAUGGAGCUUAUGGUCCGCCAUAUCCCACAGGCCCUGGCGCAACUGCAUCCUCAUAUUCUGGGACUUACUAUUCUUCUGGACAUCCUCCAGCUCCUUAUCCUACGGAUGUUCCAAGCACUUACCAUUCCCCUGGCAACAGCCCAACCCCUGUUUCUCGUUGGACUUAUCCCCAGCAAGACUGUCAGACCGAAGGACCUCCUCUGAGGGGGCAUGUUCCAGGAUAUCCUAUGUCACAGAGUCCAGGAAUGGCCCAUCCCCACUACUCAUAUGGGGAUGGAAAUCCUAAUGUCCCACCACCAGCACCACCACCCCUCCGAACACAAGAGCAGGUAUGGACCUCCUCUGGGGUUUAUGGAAUGACAACACGCUACUCUUGGCCUUCUUCAGCUCCACCCUCAGCACAAUCUGGGAAUUAUUUUAUGUCAGGAUCCACAUCGUCAUGGUCCAGCAGUGCAUCUUCUCAGCCACCUCCUUCACCCCCACCACCUCCACCGCCCCCUCCCAACCAGGAUUCCAAGGAUCCCUCAUACCCUCACAGCCAGCCAGAGCAAGGAGUGAGUCGGAACAACUUUUCCAGCGAUGUCCAUCAGUACGAAUCCUCCUCGGAGACUAUGAACAACAGUAGUCCGGACCUUUUCAGUUCCAAAGUUCAGUAUAGUGCCCAACCCCAGAUGUACGGUAACUCAGCCAGGAGAAUUCCCAACAGUCAAGAUCUGGCUUACAAAAUGCCUGAUGAUCAUUCAUCUUCAGACGAAGGUCAACCACCAGGUAUUAAAAAAAUCACACAAGUGCUAGAGAAAGUCCAAUAUCUUGAACAAGAAGUAGACAAGUUUGUAGGGAAAAAGACAGACAAGUCAUACUGGCUUCUAGAAGAAAUGCUAACCAAGGAGCUUUUGGAACUGGAUUCAGUUGAAACUGGUGGCCAGGACACUAUUCGACAGGCAAGAAAAGAGGCUGUUUACAAGAUCCAGGCCAUACUGGAAAAACUGGAAGAAGAAGCAUUAUGAGAUGGAUGUGCAACUAGUACAAGCCUGUUACUAACUUGACCAAAGAUCUCUUGAUUUUGGUUAAUUCUUGUCCCUUUGAAACUGCUGUUGAUGAUAAGAAGCAAUAAAUGCUGACUUUUCCUUCAUUUAAAAAUAUUAAAAAAAAAAGUGGCAAAAGACUUGGAAGGACAUUUUGGUUCCGAAUUGUUUUCAGUUUGUUGUUUCAGACCAAUGAAUGUACUAGGAAACUCUGGAACCAUCAGCUUUACCAAGUCAACCACUAGUUCUGAAGGCAUCUAAGGAUGUCUACAGGCUUCUUUUCAGCAGAAGGGAAAUUCACUUUAUGUAACAGGCUUAUCAGAACCAGGCCAGCGAAGCUGGAUAUAAUCUGAAACAAACAGGCACUGUUUUUAAAGAGCUGGAGUACUUGUCUAAUUUUGUAUGUUGUGAAGGCUUUAUAACACGCACUCCAUGUGUAAAUUAUAGUUUGGACUUGAGCCUCCUUGGGCCUGUCUUGUGUUGCUAUUUAUAGCUCCAUAAAUCUGGUCAUGCAGAUUGAAAUGUAUCAUUCUCUAUUUGGUGCACUCUGUAGUCAUAUGUUUAAAGUGACCAUACAAGAGACCACAUUGAUAGCCUGUCAGUGUGACAUCUCUGAAUAUUAGUUAAUAUUUUUCCAGCUCUUGGAAAUAUUGCAAUGUUUAGUGAUAUUCUUGAUUGUGAAUUGUUGUUUCCCUCUUCCCCUUAUGUGCAAAUCAUCAUUAGGUUGGAAUUUUUGCCCAUGAAAUGUAGUGUAGUGGAAGCAGAAUUUGGAUAUGGCAAUAUUAACUUAGGAGCGAAUGUGUUCACAAACAUUUUUAUUUUUUACAUCUGAAUGAGAUUUGGGUGAAGAUCUACUUUAAAAUUACCUUUUUCACACAGUGUAAUUUUGUUUUCCACUACAACAUAUACAUUUGCUGCUUCUGUAUAGAGAACUAUGACCACAGGUGAGACAAGAAACAUCACAGUGACUAAAUAUAGUGACUGCAAGAAAUAAUAAACUCGAUUAAAACAUGA